Molecule: messenger RNA, 2790 nt
Organism: Peromyscus leucopus (white-footed mouse)
Lineage: Eukaryota; Metazoa; Chordata; Mammalia; Rodentia; Cricetidae
Gene: Shc2
Product: SHC adaptor protein 2
Exons: 13
Coding region: 63-1784 (573 amino acids)
Biological process (GO): cell surface receptor protein tyrosine kinase signaling pathway; intracellular signal transduction
Cellular component (GO): plasma membrane
Molecular function (GO): receptor tyrosine kinase binding
Source: RefSeq, a predicted model, not a curated record
CGGCGGGGAGGAGCGCGCGGCUCGGCGCCAGGCUCAGCCGGGGCUCCUCGGCGGCCGCGGCCAUGACGCAGGGUCCGGGUGGCCGCGCGGCCCCCGAGCCCGAGGCGCCCACCACCUUCUGCGCGCUGCUGCCGCGCAUGCCGCAGUGGAAGUUCGCGGCGCCCGGCGGCUUCCUGGGUCGCGGUCCGGCGGCGGCGCGCGCAGCGGGGGCGGCAGAGGCACAACCCGAGCCCGGGGUCCCCGCGCUGGCCGCCGUGCUGGGCGCCUGUGAACCGCGCUGUGCCGCGCCCUGCCCGCUGCCCGCGCUUGGCCGCUGCCGGGGUUCAGGGGCGCGGGGCGCGCGGGGGACCCCCGACGUCGCCGACGAGUGGGCGCGUAAGGGCGGCUUCAUCCACAAGCCGGCGCACGGCUGGCUGCACCCCGACGCUAGGGUCCUGGGGCCCGGGGUCUCCUACAUCGUGCGGUACAUGGGCUGUAUUGAGGUGCUCCGAUCCAUGCGGUCUCUGGAUUUCAACACCCGAACGCAAGUGACGAGGGAAGCCAUCAGCCGGCUCCAUGAGGCCGUGCCAGGUGUCCGGGGCUCCUGGAAGAAGAAGGCCCCCAACAAGGCGCUGGCCUCCAUCCUGGGGAAGAGCAACCUGCGCUUCGCUGGCAUGAGCAUCUCGGUGAACAUCUCUGUGGAUGGCCUCAACCUCUCUGUUCCUGCCACCCGCCAGAUCAUCGCCAACCACCAUAUGCAGUCAAUCUCCUUCGCUUCCGGCGGAGACACGGACAUGACUGAUUAUGUGGCCUACGUGGCCAAGGACCCCAUCAACCAGAGAGCCUGCCACAUCUUGGAAUGCUGUGAGGGUCUAGCCCAGAGCAUCAUCAGCACUGUAGGCCAAGCCUUCGAGCUGCGCUUCAAGCAAUACCUGCACAGUCCCCCCAAGGCCGUAGUGCCCCCCGAAAGGCUGACAGGGCUGGAGGAGUCGGCCUGGGGUGACGAUGAUGAGGCCGCGGACCACAAUUACUACAACAGCAUUCCGGGGAAGGAGCCACCCCUGGGUGGGCUGGUGGACUCCAGGCUGGCUGUCACACAGCCCUGCACACUGGUCCCACUCGGGGGCCUCGGACAGGGAAUGUCACCUGCACGGAGAGAUGCCCGUGGCUUGCCUUGGGACAUGGGUCCCUCUGGAGUAGCCCCACCUGGGGAUGGCUAUGUGCAGGCAGAUGCUCGAGGGCCACAUGACUACGAGGAGCACCUGUAUGUCAACACCCAGGGCCUGGACGCCAUGGAGCCCGAGGACAUUUCUGAGGCACCUCUGCUGCCUGAGGACAGCCCGAAGAAGGACCUGUUUGACAUGCGACCCUUCGAGGAUGCCCUGAAGCUGCACGAGUGCUCGGUGGCAGCAGGCAUCGCUGCAGCCCCGCUCCCUUUGGAGGACCAGUGGCCUAGUCCCCCUACCCGCAGGGCCCCCAUUGCACCCACAGAGGAGCAAUUGAGGCAGGAGCCCUGGUACCAUGGACGCAUGAGCCGUCGGGCUGCGGAGAAGCUGCUUCGUGCCGACGGGGACUUCCUCGUGAGAGACAGCGUCACCAACCCGGGGCAGUAUGUCCUCACAGGCAUGCACGCAGGGCAGCCCAAGCAUCUGCUGCUGGUGGACCCCGAGGGCGUGGUGCGGACGAAAGACGUGCUGUUUGAGAGCAUCAGUCACCUCAUAGACUACCACCUGAAGAACGGCCUGCCCAUCGUGGCUGCGGAGAGCGAGCUGCACCUGCGCGGAGUGGUCUCCCGGGAGCCAUGAGCCAGGUGAUGGUCCUCAGCCCAGCUCCUACCCCCAAAGGCCCUUGCCAUGGCCUUGAGGGCUCAGCCUUUCUUUUGGACCUUGAAACCACCAGAAACAGAAUGGCCAUCAUUUCUCCUUCCGCAUGAGCCUCAGGAAGCCACCCUUUCCUAGCUGCGCUCGGCUGGCUGGGCCAGUGAGAGAGUCAGAGUCCAAGCCCCUGGUCCUGCCUGGGCCUCCACCCUGAACUUGGGUGAGGUAGUAUAAACCAAAGACUGACCGAGUCGCCUUUAACAAAGACACCCCAGAUGCAGGCCCUGCCUUCGGUUCCCCGUGGGGCAGAGACAUCAGGCUGUGUCCACAGAAUGACGUGUGGGCAGGUGUAGAUUCCUGCCCUGGCUGGGCUCUGAGGACCCAGAUGCUCUGUUGCCUUUGGGGGGUGGGGGGUCAAGGUGCUUUUGGGUCUCAAACCCCUGCUGGGGGAGCAGCCUUGAGGCUCACCUGGAAUGGUAGGGCAUCCAGGUGAGUUAGAGGCAGAGGAACCUCACUGAGGUGUGGCGUCCACUCAGCACCCCCUGGCUGUUACCUGCCUGGACCUUCAACUGUAAUUAAACACAGCGUUAGACGUGAGUCUGCUGUGCCUGUGUGGACCUGCCAGGGUUCCCGGGGGGAUAACUGAGGUUGAGGAGGAAGCUGUGCUGAGUCCUGGGGCUGGAGCGCCUGUGGGGUCUGACCACUCCACAGUCCCCCACCCCACCCCGUGCCCCGGCUCUCAAGAAGCCUACGAUUUUAUUCCAAGAACAAGCAGGCCUUUCUCUGUUCAGUGUUACCCCAGCCCCUUCUUGGAAUCACUGUGGCUUACCUCCUAGGGGCCCCACCUGAAUGAAUGGCCUCUGCACACGGGGCCCCUAGGGAGGACUGGGUACCUCUGUGUGGUGUUCUGGAGUCCAUGCCAGGGAGGGCGUGGGAGUAAGAGCUUCCAUCUGCUCCAAACAUGAGACACCAAUAAAGGCAGAGUUACAGAUCA